UCCCUUAUUAUUCUCCGCAUAAACGCCAUUCACAGCGAAACGCAUUCACCUAAUUUUCACUUUCCUUAGUGUGGCAACAAUGGUGGGACCUUACCUGGAGGGACCAGCUGUUCAAAAAUAUAUAUAAGCCAGCCAGGUAAAAAAUUCCUGCAGCUAAUAAUAAAAAAUAAAAAAUAAAUGUGAAAGAAUGCCUGUCUUGGAUCACCAUAAAGCCGGUCUCCGAGAUUUGCUGCAAACUGAAAAGAAUACACCAAUCCUCCUCCAGCUUUCCAAAAGCACCACCAAACAUGUCUUCAAAACUGAGGAUCCUUCAGAGGCCCUAGACGUUCUCGUAACACAGAUCGGCGACACUUACAAGUUACUUUCGAAGCGCUCCAUCUCCAAAGAGAUACUGUUUACGUACCUGAGCACUAAAGAUCCGGGGGUGACCACGGAUUUCACGAAGGCGGACCUUAUAACUAAGGUUAUCAGCUACUGGGAUCAGUGCGUUGUGGCCACCAUACCACAGAAUACCAAUGGCACAGUUUCUAUCAGCGAAAACAAAAAGGAAGAGGACUACCCGAUCCACACGAUUGCUCGAAAAUUUGGAGAGUGGUUCUUCGAAAUCUUUAACAAGGAUAACCUUCAACUGGUGGACUUGUGGAGUGACGCUACUCUGAACAUGACCAUCAUAGCCAGCGAUGGCGUAAACGAGCUUGAGUGCUCCACUGCGGCUGAAGUCAUAGAAGCUCUAUCCAGCGCCAAGCAGCAAUUUGGAUUUCACUUCAAUCCGAACCUGACGCACAAUGGGAUUCAGGGCCGCAUGGAUGCCUACGGUCAUGUCGUGGUACUCUCCUGCGGCACACUGCACACGCAGGACACCUGCGUUGGCGUCUUUGAGUGCGCCUUUGGCCUAGUCCGGGAUCCCCACUUGGACAACAACUGGAAGCCCAGGCACUUUAAGUUCCUGCUGAAAAGCGCCCAGCAGCCUCCUGAACUCCACAGUCUCGGUUCGAGCGAGACCUUGCAGGCAGCCCUGGAGCUGCCGGUGCCGAGCGAAGAUCUAGAAUAGCCUCACUUACCUGGCCAUGUCAAUGGAGAUGCGAGGAGCGCCCAAUGCCCUAACGAAAUCAAGAAAAUAAUAGUUAAAUGUACUCACGCGGUCCAGCAAGCAAUUAACUCUUGGAGCCGCAGACGAGAGUGGACUCCGCGGGUCUCCGUCAAAAAAGCUGCAAGGUUAAAGAUAAUUAGUUUAUGGCAACAACUAUGGACUGUGGAAUGAGCUUACACUGGGCCGAGUUAGUGGCCAGUGCAAAGCUUAUACACCCAAUACUUUCUUCGACUGGCCGAAGCAGGCAUUUCUUGCAGUGAUAUUAAUUUUAAAACAUUUCAAAAGUCAGAUUUCGUAUACGAGUACGUCACAAAUGAUAUUAAAUUGAUAGUUAAUAGGUUUAGUUGUAAGUUUUGAUGUUCAGACACAUUUUAUAAUGUUCUAAAUAAAAGAAUUUCAAUUUCUUAAACUAU
Molecule: messenger RNA, 1503 nt
Organism: Drosophila ananassae
Lineage: Eukaryota; Metazoa; Arthropoda; Insecta; Diptera; Drosophilidae
Exons: 2
Coding region: 188-1051 (287 amino acids)
Source: RefSeq, a predicted model, not a curated record